This is a messenger RNA of Lichtheimia ornata, 2109 nucleotides long. RefSeq lists its product as uncharacterized. The transcript has 2 exons. Bases 1 to 2109 code for a protein of 702 amino acids. The record is from RefSeq and is a predicted model, not a curated record. NCBI's taxonomy places the organism in Eukaryota, Fungi, Mucoromycota, Mucoromycetes, Mucorales, Lichtheimiaceae.
AUGAUUCACUCUAUUUGGAACGACGUCUGUCAACAACCCACGCUCACUGCCACUCGUCCACAAUACACCAAUCGUGUCUCUGAUUCAACGACACAGCUACAGCAAUCUAUUCAAAACGUCCUCCAUGUGUUAGACGAUCGUGCGAUUGUGUUGACUCUCUCUGCCGACUCUGCUACUGCUCUUCGUGAUGCGGCUGCCAUGCGAGAGAUCUCGCCAUUGUCACCUCUUGGCUAUUUACGUGAAGCCGCUAUCCACAGCGAACAAGGUAGACAACAAGCUGUUAUAGACAUCUGCAACGAGGGGCUCAGUGUUGUUGAUAUCAAUGAUCCUGGAUACAGCAAGCUUCAACAAGCCAAAAGCGAUGCUAUGCAGCGUGACAACUGUCGCAUUGAUUUUAUCAGCCAACUCCCACUCGACGUUGUGACGCAUAUACUUCUCCCGAUGCUUAUGCAUGAUGCUGAUGAUGGAACAUCGAAUCCUUUGAAGCUAUGCCCCUAUUUGGAUGUGUCACAGACGUGGUUUGAUCGGGUCCUUCAGGCUGGUGGCGGUGCAUUUCGUUUCAACAUUUACGACGAGGACUCCAGCAACCAGGUUACCCGAUUUGCUCAACAUACAAAGGCAGCAUGUAUGAAUUACUAUUAUCAGGGUAAUUGGCAAUCAGAGUUUUUACGUGAUGCAAAUUUGUGCUCUUUGCGGGAGCUGAAGAUCGAAGAUCUCAAUCAAACGACCAACGUGGAUCAGCUUGUUUCAUCAUUAAAAUACGUCAGCAAUACUUUGACUCAUUUGACGAUUACGAGGUCGAGAAGCAUACCCUCUCUCCCAGGACAAGACGAAGGUUUUACUGUGUUUGCCCCACCUGAGCCACCUCUACAUGUAGCAGGCAUCAUGAUCAAUUGCCCCAAUUUGGAGACGUUGGAUGUUGGCUAUCGAUUUGAUACCGAUUUCAAAUAUGUACCACCGACGAAGACCUGGCCAAAGCUCACAACCUUACGCCUGGAUCAUUAUGACGGCAUCACUUUCAAUGGCCAAUUCUUGGAAAUUCUGAGGCGGUUCCCUUCACUCAAGACGUUUUCACUUAAUCCAUGUACUGAAACGCAGUACAUGACAAUGAUCCAACGCUAUUGCCCUUCAAUGAGAGAUCUUCAACUCACAACAAAACUCAGACGAUCACCAUCACGGGCACGUAAUGAACAACAACAUGAGGAUCAGUGGAUGAACGAAGGAGGAGGUGGAUUGGAGAGAAUAUCGAUUUCAGAAGAAAACAACAGCUACUAUGUUACUUGGAUGGACAUGUGCCCGAUGCUAAAGCAACAUCACAAUACGCUUGUUCACCUCCAUAUGAAUUUGAGUUAUGGAAGCAUCAAGGAUCGUGAGCUUUUCAACCUUGAAUAUCCGUGUCUUAAGACACUCAUUCUUCAAGGCUAUUCUUUGCCCAAGGCUUACUUUGGAUGGUGGAUUAUGCGAAAGGCGCCAUUUCUCGAAGAAUUGAGCAUUAAUGCAGAUGCCAUCAAAUCGGAUCCUUCCAUCCUCGAAUUCACACCACCACCCACUUUAAAGAAACUGGAGAUUGACUUUUUUCAUGUAAAUCACCUUGAUGAUCGGACGGUGAUUGGACGAUUCAUGCACCGUUUUUCUCAACGAAAGGAGGGCACCACAUUAAAAGAGUUAAAACUAUGUUUCGACAACCGUGGUGAUUGUACUCCUGAUCACUUUGUUGCUUCCAUCUGCCAUUUGAAUCAGCUUCACCAUUUGACAAUAUCGUAUAUCUCGAGAAGAACGUCCUGGCAAAUAGAUGACUUUUUAAAGGUGCUCGUGGAAGGAUCCCCACGGCUGUUAUCUCUCGACUUGGAUGCAGACAUUACUCCUUCGGCUCGUACCAUCAAAAACCUACAAAACCUUCCAAAUUUACGGCACCUCGGUAUCACAAUGGUGGAAACUGCUGAAUACGACGAUUCUUGGGAUGCUUUGGGAAAUCUUUCACAGCUCCAUUCUAUUGUCAUCUUCUCGCAUAGUAGGGUGGAAGGAUCUUUCGUUAGAAAUCUCAAAAGGCAAAGGCCUGGUGUGAAAAUUGUUACCACCUUGCGUUGUUCCAAAACCUGGUAUCUAUAA